AUGGCGGGUGCUGUGGCGGGGCCGAUCGCUGGCAGGCUUGCUGCGCUCGUCACCGACGAGACCGCCCUGCUCUGGGGCUUCAAGGACGACGUGGACAGCAUGAGAAAGACCAUGGAGAAACUGCAAGCUUUGAAGCAAGAUGCUGACCGGAGGGAGAGCCUGAAUGAAGGAGAGAGACGAGAGACCGUGCGGGUUUGGAUAAAGAAUUUCAAGUCCGCGGCAUACGAUGUUGAGGAUUUGCUGGAUGAGUUGGAUGCUAUCAAGCUCAUGAAGCAGAACCAACCAAAGAUUAAGAUAAGGGACAGGGAGAUUAUCUUGGAUAUGGAAGAAGACAAAAAGACUUUUCAGAGCCUCAUGUUAAGCUACUAUUAUAUGUCGUUGGAGUUCAAAUUGUGCUUCACAUAUUGUGCAGUUUUUCCCAAGGGCUUUAUUAUUUCUAAUUUCAGUCUUCUCAGACCUAACCUUUCAGACUGCCAUGAUCUCAAAGAACUCCCUGAAUGCUUUGGUAACCUUUCUGACCUUCAUUCUCUGAACCUUUCAAGUUGUUCGAAGCUGCCAUCAUUGCCUGAGUCAUUUGGUGAUUUGUCAAAGUUGAAGCAUCUCAAUUUAUCAUAUUGUUUUCCCAACCUGGAGAUACUGCCGGAAUGGCUGGGGCAGCUCACUACCCUUGAAGAAUUGAGCAUCUCCCACUGCCACAACCUGAGAUCUUUGCCUGAAAGCAUACGGAACCUUACCGCCCUUGAAGACACUGCACAUUUGGGACAGUCAAAGUCUGGUCCGAGGCUUGAAGAUACAUGGCCACAAGAUUUCUCACAUCCCAGAAGUCAUGUUUGAUUACGAAGCAUUCGUGCCAAGACAACCAAUCUAACGAUCAGAGGUACAGGUACUGAUUAAUAUGGUGUACUGCUUCAGAUUAGAAGCACGCUUGCAGAGCGACUCAGAUGCAGAGGUGCAGAAUGAAGCAGAACAAGACCUGAGCGCAUCAGAACGCGACUUGCAGAGCGAAUCAGGUUGAUCCAAAUAAACCAUAUAAGAACCAACUAAGCCCAGUAGGGAAGCAAAAUGUUCCGAUCCCUGUAACUACUAAAGAUUUUAUCCGAGA
Molecule: messenger RNA, 1102 nt
Organism: Panicum hallii
Lineage: Eukaryota; Viridiplantae; Streptophyta; Magnoliopsida; Poales; Poaceae
Product: probable disease resistance protein RPP1
Exons: 7
Coding region: 1-834 (277 amino acids)
Biological process (GO): defense response to fungus
Molecular function (GO): protein binding
Source: RefSeq, a predicted model, not a curated record